Molecule: messenger RNA, 1080 nt
Organism: Aspergillus japonicus CBS 114.51
Lineage: Eukaryota; Fungi; Ascomycota; Eurotiomycetes; Eurotiales; Aspergillaceae
Product: phosphogluconate dehydrogenase
Exons: 2
Coding region: 1-1080 (359 amino acids)
Molecular function (GO): oxidoreductase activity
Source: RefSeq, a predicted model, not a curated record
AUGCCCUUCGAAGCAAUCGGCAUCCUCUCCAUCGGCGAGAUGGGCUUUGGCAUCGCCCAACUCCUCCGCGCCCACCACUACCGCGUGCUAACCUACGCCGCCGACCGGAGUGAAUCCACCCAACACCGCGCCUGGCUGGCCGACAUCGAACUGCGGCCCUCCCUGCAGAACCUCAUCGACGAAAGCGACGUGCUGCUCUCCAUUGUCCCGCCCGCCGAAGCCCUGCCCACCGCCGAACGCAUCAUCGCCGCCGCCAGUGUCCGACACCUCGUGCGCGACAGCCCCUUGUACAUCCUCGACCUCAACGCCGUCUCCCCGGCUACUGCCCGGGAAUUGGCCCAGCUCUUCCGCACCACCGCCCGACCGGACGAUCUCCGCUUUCUGUCGGGGGGAAUCAUCGGGUCCCCGCCGCAUUUCACCAAGCAUGCACAUCAUGAUCGGAAGCCUCCGAAUGGCACCCCCACGCCUGAAACCGAGGGUCAAAAAGCCGCGGAAGACGGGGAGUGGAAAAAGCCAGCCCUGGUGGUCUCCGGCCCCGAUGCCCUCCCGGACGCCCCCCUCGCCGCCGUCCUGAACAUGCGACACGUCUCGCCCGAGAUCGGCACCGCCGCCGCCCUGAAGAUGUGCUUCGCCGCCCUGACCAAGGGCUUCACCGCGCUGGCCAUCGAGUCCUUCACCACCGCCGAGGGGUUCGGGGUGCUGCCCGAGCUGCGCGGCCUGCUCGGGGAGUAUAAGCCCGCGGCGCUGGGGAUGGCGGAGCGCGGCGUGGUGGGCAUGCCGUCCAAGGCGUAUCGGUGGGUGGAGGAGAUGCGCGAGAUCGGGCGGACGAUGCAGGAGGGGGCCGGGUUUGGGCCGGAUGUGUAUGUUUCGCUUUUGUUGGUUCUGUGGGCCAGAGGGAAUCGGUGUGCUGACAGUAACAGGUUUAAUGGGGUCGCCGAGGUGUAUCAGGCUGUGGCGGCGGAUCCGGUGCUGGGGCUGGAGAAGCAGAAGGCUGGGGAGCUGAGACAGCGCGGGAAGACGGUGGAGGAUGUGGUGGGCUGUUUACAGGGGAGUCUCAAGGCAAGAAAGACGGAGUCGUGA